Messenger RNA from Paramecium octaurelia, 2860 nucleotides. The record is from the annotation of a GenBank genome assembly. NCBI's taxonomy places the organism in Eukaryota, Ciliophora, Oligohymenophorea, Peniculida, Parameciidae.
AUGUCAAUUAAGGACGACACAAAGAUACUUUAAUAAUUUUUAAAGGAACUUCCUCACGAUAUCGCUGUUAAACACAUAAAGACUGUCAAAGCAAUAGGUAAAGCUGAAAAGUAAAUACGUCAUUUUAUUAUAGUAUUCAAAGCACAAGAGUAUUUAGAAGUACAAAAUAAUUAAGUGCAGUAAAUGCGCAACUUCACAAUACUUUGAAAUAAUAAUCCGAUUCUUUAGGAGAAGAGGUUAUAUAAGAUGUUAAGGAUGAAAUAAAUACACUAAUAUAAACAUUGACACCUAAAUACUAACUUGGUGACAAACUUCAAUUAGUGGAUGGAAUUGAGAAAAUUAUUUUUGCCGAAGAUAAUACUCACACAACCGAAAAAACAACAUUUUAAGUGGAAGAUGGUAUUGUUUAUUUGAUUGACAUAUGGGUAAUAAUUAUAAACAAUAUUUUUAGGCUACAUGGUGUGGUCCAUGUUAAAAUCCUAUGGAACAUAAUUAAAAGAUGUUGGAAAAGAAUCCAGAUUGGCAGAAUAAGGCAAAGAUUAUAGCUAUAUCUGUUGAUGAUGACUCUGAUUCAGUGAAAGAAAGAGUCAAUUCUAAAAAAUGGAAAUCCAUAGAACAUUAUAGAUUUGAGAAGGGAUGGGAUGACCAAAACAAUCUUAUUAAAUAUCUUUAACUCAGAGGAAUUCCAUUUGUUUUACUAAUAAAUAAGUGGGGUAAGAUUGUCUAUAUGGGACAUCCUUCAAAAGCGAAUUUGGAGGAAAAAAUAAAUAAAGAAAUUGCAGCUGAAAAAGAAGAAGAAUAAACACAAACUCAAGAGAAGGCAGCAGAAAACAAUAACCAAUAGGAAUUGCUGACAAAGGAAUAAUUCAAAUAGGUAAAAGAUAAAUUAAAGGAAUUAUAACCUGUUCUUUAAGAUGCCAAAUUUGAAGGAAUUGUACAACUAUAAUUACAGAAAGAAAAUCAAUGGAGUCAUGAUGGCUCUAAGGAAGUUAAAAAGAGAUCUAAACUCGAACUGAGUUAUGAUGUUAAUGUUGCAGAGGAAGAAAAAAUUACUGCAUUCCUUUAAAAUCAUUGGAAUCAAAUCCCAGAGGAGUUGAGAGUUGUAAAAGAAUCUAAAAUCAGAGAUCCUUAAAGAUAAGUCAAGGAGAUCAAAGCUAAAUUCUAAUCACAUUUUGAAAGUAAGGGUGCUACCAUCUCAUUCCCAACAACUUAAAUUACAAAUUUAAGUUUGAGUUAAGAUAAAUAAGAAAUAACAGGUGGAGAUAGACACAGAUUCGAUAUCAAAUGUGAAAAUCUGACCUUAGAUACCUAUAAAACUGGAUUGGAUGAAUUGAGAGAAUUCACAGAAUAAUUCGAAGAUGAAGAGAACGAAGAAAUUAGAGAAACCAUUGAAAUGAUUAUUGAAGGAUUAAAAUCAAAUGUUACACUUGGAGAAGGUAAGUAAUUCGUCACAAUUGACAAUUACAAGAAGUGGGGAUCUGAUGAAUUCACUUCUAUAGAACAUACUUAAGGCCAAGUCUUAGUUCUUGAUUAUUGGGCCAAAUGGUGUGGUCCAUGUGUUAGAGAAAUUGCAAAUAACACAGAUCUUAUCAAGUAAAACUAAGAUAAAUGGGGCAAGGCUGUUAGAUUUGUCUCUUUGAGUUUGGUCUUGGCAGAAGAAGCUAAAGAAUUCAUGGACACUCAUUAAGAAAGUUAAUAAUACAUUGAGUUCUAUUUCCCCAAAGAACAAAGACAAAAGGAUGCUACUUUGUAUGGUGUUCAAUACAUUCCUCAUUACAUUAUUGUAGAUAAAUUCGGCACAAUUAGAAAGGUAGCUUCAGUAGGAAACAUGAAAGAAGUUGUCAAUGAAUUGAUUAAUGAAGAAGCUCCUAAGAAAUCUCUCGAACAAGCUUAGCCUGUUUUGUUAGGCCAAGAUGCUAUCACUUAAAUCAAAGCCAUUCUCUAAAGUGACGAAACUACAGAUUUCAUAAAAUCAAUCGACCAAUAAAAAGUGAUCGCCUUUGAUCUUAAAAUCAAUUCAAAAUAAGUAGGAGGAGACCAAUAUCAAUUUGAAACAGUUUAACUCAGUUAUUUUGUUAGAGACACUCAAGUGGAAGGUCUCUAAACACUUUUGGCCAAACUUUAUUAAAUCAUUCCUGAAACUAGUUGGAAGAUUGAUAAAACAAUUUCAAAGACCAUUACAAUUAAAUAUCCAGGAGCUGUUUGUGCCGUAUGCUAAAAGGAUAUUUCAAAGGAUGCUUAAUAAUACUAUUGCCACUUUAAGGAUGAACACGUUUGCACAGAAUGUGCUGAAUUUGAUGAUGUAACUAAAACCGGAAUGGAAAGAUAUAAAUAUCAAGAUGCUUUAAUAUUUAUUAAUGGCCCAUUAUCAGACUUAUCUGUGUUAACAAACAUAGAUGAUCACAAAAUUGGAAAGAACUUGAAGUUGAAAGAAGGUGACAAAGCAGAAUAAAGUCAUCCUAUGAUGUGUAAUGGAUGUGGAGGAGGAGCCAAGGGUCCAAGAUACAUUUCUCUCAAUGCCAGACCUGGAAGAUAUAGAGGAGGAGUAUAUUUUUAUUCUAUUCAUUUAGGGUUACAUUGACUAUUGUUGCAAAUGCUUUGCAGAAUUAAAAAAUAAAGACUCUGAAAGAGCUAAAGAAAUUGUUGCAAAAGAUGUUGCAGAUGGAAUGACUAUAGAUAGCUUAUUCACAAGAGUCCUAUUCAAUUAUGGAGGUUACCAGGCAUUUUGAUUAAUCAAUAUCAAUAACAUAAGGAAAUCAUUAUUCAAUCCAAUAAAUCCUACUAUUAAUUUACCUCCCCUUUGUCUUAUUUGCAAUCUAUUAUCCUGGUUUUAUUAAAAUUUUAUUUCCAAUAAGCAAAC